Messenger RNA from Gadus chalcogrammus (walleye pollock), 2597 nucleotides. RefSeq names its product GTP dependent ribosome recycling factor mitochondrial 2 (gene gfm2). The transcript has 20 exons. The record is from RefSeq and is a predicted model, not a curated record. Gene Ontology annotation, cellular component: mitochondrion. Gene Ontology annotation, biological process: mitochondrial translation; ribosome disassembly. Gene Ontology annotation, molecular function: GTPase activity; GTP binding; translation elongation factor activity. Lineage: Eukaryota; Metazoa; Chordata; Actinopteri; Gadiformes; Gadidae. The coding region runs from base 202 to 2505 and encodes 767 amino acids.
AUGUUCCUGGGGAUGUAUUUUGAAAUUGCGCAUCAAAGCCGUAAAGGCAUGGAUUUGACAUUCCAAAUGAAGAUACUGAAUUAGUUUCCACAAAUGGGGGUUUAUGGAAUUAUGGUUAUGACACAUUAUUAUGUAUUGUGUAAUAUCUGUCAUAUAUGAAUUCAAGGUUACCCUCUCGCAUAUAAAUAGAUUAUACAUUUAAUGACGAUGCGACUCAGGGGCAUUGGGACCUAUAGCAUGAUGAUUUGGGGAAGGCAUUUAUUAAAGCACGGGAUUCAGACCUGCCACUUCAGGGCGAGCUGUCAGAUGAAGAGAUAUUACAGCUUUUUGCCAGAUAAUGUUAAAUCAUUGCGAAUGGUUGCCAAUACAGAUAUUUCCAAGAUCAGAAACAUCGGCAUUAUGGCCCACAUCGAUGCCGGGAAGACUACCACCACAGAGAGGAUGCUCUACUAUUCUGGCUUCACACGGUCGUUAGGAGAUGUUGACGAUGGUGAUACAGUAACAGAUUUUAUGGUACAGGAGCGGGAGCGUGGGAUCACCAUACAGUCAGCAACGGUCACCUUUGAUUGGAAAACACAUAGAAUCAACCUAAUAGACACCCCAGGACACGUUGACUUCACUCUAGAAGUGGAGCGUGCUCUUCGUGUGUUGGACGGGGCAGUGGCAGUGUUUGAUGCAUCUGCUGGAGUAGAGGCUCAGACGCUUACGGUAUGGAGACAAGCAGAGAAACAUCAUGUUCCCUGCAUUUGUUUUCUCAACAAGAUGGAUAAACCUUCGGCAAACUUCAGUUUUUCUAUUGAGAGUAUAAGGCAGAAGCUAAAAGUCAAUCCACUCCUGCUUCAGAUUCCGGUUGGCGUCGGUCGAAACUUCACAGGUGUGAUCGACUUGGUAAGCAACCAGCAAAUGAUAUGGAAGGCAGCGUCACGAGAGGAUGACGGCCGUGGGUUUGAAACCAAACCGCUUAGCCAGGUAGAGAACCCGGGUCUGGUUCAGGAGGCAGAGGAGGCCAGGGCGGCUUUGAUUGAGCAGGUCGCAGAUCUAGAUGAUGAAUUUGCUGAACUAUUGCUCACCGAUUUCAGUGAUGAUUUUGAUGCCAUUCCCUCAGUAAAACUCCAGGAGGCCGUGCGACGGGUGACCUUGGCCCAGAAAGCAGUCCCUGUGCUCUGCGGGAGCUCUCUGAAAAACAAAGGUGUUCAGCCUCUCCUAGACGCAAUCACUGCCUACCUUCCGGCCCCCGACGAGAGACACAAUGACCUGGUGCGGUGGUACAAAGACGAUCUCUGCGCCCUGGCCUUCAAGGUGGUCCAUGACAAGCAGCGAGGCCCCUUGGUGUUUCUCAGGAUCUACUCUGGCACCAUGAAACCCCAGACAGCUGUCCACAACAUCAACCGGAACACAGUCGAGAGAUUGAGCCGGCUUCUAGUUCCGUUUGCCGAUCAACACGUGGAGAUCAGCUCCCUGACGGCGGGAAACAUCGCGCUCGCUGUGGGCCUCAAGCAGACCGUUACAGGGGACACCAUCGUGUCCUCCAAGGCUUCUGCAGCAGCGGCUGCCCGGCGAGCCAAUCAGGACCAAGAGCUAGGGACCAAGGCCAGUGUGAUCCUGUCUGGGGUGGAGGUCCCUGAGCCAGUGUUCUUUUGCUCUAUAGAACCCCCCACCAUGGCCAAACAAGCGGAUCUAGAGCAUGCUCUCAACUGCCUUCAGAGAGAAGACCCCAGCCUUAAAGUCAGGGUUGACCCAGACUCCGGACAGACCAUUUUAUGUGGGAUGGGCGAGUUGCACAUCGAGAUCCUCCAUGAUCGAAUCAGAAGAGAGUAUGGCAUCGAGACACACCUGGGUCCCCUGCAGGUGGCGUACCGGGAGACCGUUCUGAACCAGGCCUCUGCAACUGAAACCCUGGAGCGCACGCUGGGGGAGCGGAGGCACGUGGUGACCGUGACCCUGGAGGUCAGCCCCGUGGACGAGGUCUCCUCGGGGGACGCUUGUGGCCUGACCUUUGACGAGGAAGCUGAGAGGCAGAUGUCGGCUGAAAUGAAGGACGCUGUGGACAACGGAGUACAGAGUUCGUACUUCCAAGGUCCGUUGCUCGGUUACCCAGUCCAGGGCGUCUCCACGGCGAUCCAGAGCGUCAGACUCGAACCCGGGACAUCACUAGCCAUGGUGUCUGCCUGUGUGUCCCGCUGUAUGCUUAAGGCUAUGAGGCAGGCGGGGGGGCAGAUCCUGGAGCCGGUCAUGUCCCUGGAGGUGACCGUGUGGGAGGCCCAUCUGAGCUCCGUGCUGGGGGACCUGGCCCAGAGGCGCGGGGCCGUCAGGGACAUCCAGAGUCGCCAUGACAACAAGUUGGUGCUGGCCACCGUUCCACUGGCUGAGAUGAUGGGCUACUCAACGGUCCUGCGGACGCUGUCCUCUGGCAACGCCACCUUCUCCCUCCAGCUGGACUCGUACGAGGCCAUGAACCCCCAACACCAGAGGAGCCUGGUACAAAGACUGGCUGGGCUGGCCUAGUGACUGUCUCUCGCACUUCCUCCAUGAGGCAGAAUGUGGACCACUCCAGGGAUUGGAUUGCAUUGGCCCGCUUGGAGGUUAUGGAUUAAGUC